Haliotis rufescens (red abalone) is the source of this 7750-nucleotide messenger RNA. Its product is annotated as cubilin-like. The record is from RefSeq and is a predicted model, not a curated record. The transcript is spliced from 40 exons. Bases 510 to 5807 code for a protein of 1765 amino acids. NCBI's taxonomy places the organism in Eukaryota, Metazoa, Mollusca, Gastropoda, Lepetellida, Haliotidae.
GUUUCAUUUCAUGGCUCAUUAUAAACGAUGGUCCUAAACUGUGCUACAACACAACGUUCCAUAAGACAUAUGUGUUUCGGGAUAGAUUUAUCAUCAAGUUCAGAAUUGAUGGCAGCAGCACCAGAAGCGGGUUUAAGAUACGAUAUGCUACUGGCAAGGGCGCACACGACAACUGCACCUCAAUCCACUUGAAGACAUCUGGACAGAUAUCGACGCCAUGUUACUCCUGCAACUGCACCAUCUGCAACUCCACCAACACCAUCAUAGGCAGCGGGAAGUUGCAAACACUAACCCUGGACUUCGUUUCUCUUAACUUCACGAUCAGCUCUAACUGUGAUCUCGGAUGGUUUACCAUAGAUGGCGGACCUAAAAUAUGCACUUCAAACCCCUUUAAAACAACCCAUGCAUUUUUGGACAGUGUAGACAUUGUGACCAAUGGCGGGGAUCGAUCUGUCAACUCUUGUGCUGGCUUCGUUGUGAACUACGUUGUUGAAGAUAACUGCUUAACGAUGUUGACCGCCAGUGAGGGUGAGAUUACCAGUCCUGGCUACCCUGGCAACUACAUGAACAACCUCAACUGCACGUAUGUCAUCGUGGGGGAUGGGCAGACCGAGAACAUCAUCAUAGACCUGGUUGAGCUGGACCUGGAAUCCACUACCGACUGCCGCUAUGACUGGCUCGUUAUAGACGAUGGUCCUAUACUGUGCAACCCCACACCGUUCUAUAAGACAUAUGCCUUUCUGGAUAGAUUCGUCAUCAAAUUUGGAACUGAUGGCAGCAACACUAGAAGAGGGUUUAAGAUUCGAUAUUCUUUUGAAAGUGACGCACACGACAACUGCACUUCCAUCAACUUAAAGACAUUUGGACAGAUAUCGACGCCAUGUUACUCCUGCAACUGUACCUACAACAACUGCACCAACACCAUCAUAGGCAACGGAAAGUUGCAAAUACUGACCCUGGACUUCGUCUCUCUCAACUUCACGACCAGCGCUAACUGUGAUCUCGGGUGGUUAGCCAUAGAUGGUGGACCAAGGAUAUGCCCUUCAAUCCCUUUCAAAAAAUCCUAUGCAUUUUUUGGCAGCGUAGAUAUUGUGACUCGUGGUGGAAAUCGAUCCGUGGACUCUUGUGCUGGAUUUGUUGUCAACUACGUUGUUGAAGAUACCUGCUCGACGACUUUGACCGCCAGUGAGGGUGAGAUAACCAGUCCUGGCUACCCUGGCAUCCCCUACAGUUACCUCAACUGCACGUAUGUCGUCAGGGGCGAUGGGCAGCACCAGAACAUCACCAUUGAUCUGGUUCAGCUGGACCUGGAAGUUGCUUCCGACUGUAACUUGGACUGGCUUGUUAUAGACGAUGGUCCACGACUAUGUUCAACUGCAGCAUUCCAUAAGAUAUAUGUCUUCCAGGAUAGAUUCAUCAUCAAGUUUAGAACUGAUUACAGAAGCACUAGUAGAGGGUUUAAAAUCCAUUACUCCAUUGGCAUGGACGCACACGACAACUGCACUUCCACCCACUUUACGACAUCUGGACAGAUAUCGACGCCAUGUUACUCCUGCAACUGCACCAACAACGCUUUCACCAACACCGUCAUAGGCAGCGGGAAGUUGCAAAUACUGACCCUGGACUUCGUCUCUCUCAACUUCACGACCAGAGCAAACUGUGAUCUCGGGUGGUUUACCAUUAAUGGCGGACCAAAAAUAUGCACCUCAACACCCUUUAAAAGGACAUAUGCAUUUUUUGGCAGUGUAGAUAUAGUGACCAAAGGUGGAGGUCGAUCUGUCAACUCUGUUGGAUUUGUUGCUAACUACGUUGUUGAAGAUAACUGCUCGACAACGUUGACCGCCAGUGAGGGGGAGAUAACCAGCCCUGGCUACCCUGGUACCGCCUACCACUACCUCACCUGCACGUAUGUCGUCGUGGGUGAUGGGCAGAACCAGAGUAUCACCAUAGACCUGCUUCAGCUUGACCUGCAAGUUGUUUCCGACUGUUCCUACGACUGGCUCAUCAUAGACGAUGGCCCUAAUCUGUGCUACGAAACAACGUUCCAUAAGACAUAUGCAUUCCAGGAUAAAUUCAUCAUCAAGUUUAGAAGUGAUUACAGAAGCGCUACUUAUGGGUUUAAAAUGCAUUACUCUGUUGGCGUGGACGCACACGACACCUGCACUUCCACCCACUUAACGACAUCGGGACAGAUAUCGACGCCAUGUUACUCCUGCAACUGCACCUACAACAACUGCACCAACACCGUCAUAGGCAGCGGGAAGUUGCAAACACUAACCCUGGACUUCGUCUCUCUAAUCUUCACAACCAGCACUAACUGUGAUCUCGGAUGGUUUACCAUUGAUAGCGGACCAAAACUAUGCACUUCAACCCCCUUCAAAACAACUUAUGCAUUUUUUGGCAGUGUAGAUAUUGUGACUCGUGGUGGAAAUCGAUCCGUGGACUCUUGUGCUGGAUUUGUUGUCAACUACGUUGUUGAAGAUACCUGCUCGACGACUUUGACCGCCAGUGAGGGUGAGAUAACCAGUCCUGGCUACCCUGGCAUCCCCUACAGUUACCUCAACUGCACGUAUGUCGUCAGGGGCGAUGGGCAGCACCAGAACAUCACCAUUGAUCUGGUUCAGCUGGACCUGGAAGUUGCUUCCGACUGUAACUUGGACUGGCUUGUUAUAGACGAUGGUCCACGACUAUGUUCAACUGCAGCAUUCCAUAAGAUAUAUGUCUUCCAGGAUAGAUUCAUCAUCAAGUUUAGAACUGAUUACAGAAGCACUAGUAGAGGGUUUAAAAUCCAUUACUCCAUUGGCAUGGACGCACACGACAACUGCACUUCCACCCACUUUACAACAUCUGGACAGAUAUCGACGCCAUGUUACUCCUGCAACUGCACCAACAACGCUUUCACCAACACCGUCAUAGGCAGCGGGAAGUUGCAAAUACUGACCCUGGACUUCGUCUCUCUCAACUUCACGACCAGAGCAAACUGUGAUCUCGGGUGGUUUACAAUUAAUGGCGGACCAAAAAUAUGCACCUCAACACCCUUUAAAAGGACAUAUGCAUUUUUUGGCAGUGUAGAUAUAGUGACCAAAGGUGGAGGUCGAUCUGUCAACUCUGUUGGAUUUGUUGCUAACUACGUUGUUGAAGAUAACUGCUCGACAACGUUGACCGCCAGUGAGGGGGAGAUAACCAGCCCUGGCUACCCUGGUACCGCCUACCACUACCUCACCUGCACGUAUGUCGUCGUGGGUGAUGGGCAGAACCAGAGUAUCACCAUAGACCUGCUUCAGCUUGACCUGAAAGUUGUUUCCGACUGUUCCUACGACUGGCUCAUCAUAGACGAUGGCCCUAAUCUGUGCUACGAAACAACGUUCCAUAAGACAUAUGCAUUCCAGGAUAAAUUCAUCAUCAAGUUUAGAAGUGAUUACAGAAGCGCUAGUUAUGGGUUUAAGAUGCAUUACUCUGUUGGCGUGGACGCACACGACAACUGCACUUCCAUCCACUUUAAGACAUCCGGACAGAUAUCGACGCCAUGUUACUCCUGCAACUGCACCUACAACCACUGCACCAACACCAUCAUAGGCAGUGGGAAGUUGCAAACACUAACCCUGGACUUCGUCGCUCUCAACUACACGACCAGCGCUAACUGUGAUCUCGGAUGGUUUACCAUAGAUGGCGGACCUAAAAUAUGCGCUUCAAAGCCCUUUCAAACAAUCUAUGCACUUUUUGGCAGUGUAGAUAUCGUGACCCAUGGUGGAGAUCGAUCAUUGGACUCCUGUGCAGGCUUUGUUGUCAACUACAUUGUUGAAGAAAACUGUUCGAUGACGUUUACCGCCAAUGAGGGGGAGAUUACCAGUCCUGGCUACCCUGGCACCCGCACCAACUACUUUUACUGCACGUAUGUCAUCAUGGGUAAUGGGCAGAACCAGACCAUCGCCAUAGACCUCAUCAAGCUGGACCUGCUAGACACUUCCGACUGUUUCUUUGACUGGCUUGUAAUAGACGAUGGUCGUAAACUGUGCCAGCACACAACGUUCCAUAAGACAUAUGUCUUCCGGGAUAGAUUCAUCAUCACGUUUAGAACUGAUUACAGAAGGCCUAGUUAUGGGUUUAAGAUGCAUUACUCUGUUGGCGUGGACGCACACGACAGCUGUACUGCCAUCCUCUUACAGACAUCUGGACAGAUAUCGACGCCAUGUUACUCCUGCAACUGCACCUACAACAACUACACCAACACCAUCAUAGGCAGUGGGAAGUUGCAAUCACUUACCCUUGACUUCGUCUCUCUCAACUACACGACCAGCCCUAACUGUGAUCUCGGAUGGUUUACCAUAGAUGGAGGUCCUAAAAUAUGCACUUCAACCCCCUUUCAAAAUAUCUAUGCAUUUUUUGGCAGUGUCGAUAUUGUGACCCAUGGAGGAGAUGGACCUGGAAACUCUUGUGCUGGCUUUGUUGUCAACUACGUUGUUCAAGAUACCUGCUCGAUAACGUUGACCGCCAGUGAGGGGGAGAUAACCAGUCCUGGCUACCCUGGCAUCCCCUUCAACGACCUCAUCUGCACAUAUGUCAUCGUGGGUGAUGGGCAGAACCAGAGCAUCACCAUAGACGUGGUUGAUCUGGAUCUUUUCCCUUUUCCAGACUGUUUCAUUUCAUGGCUCAUUAUAAACGAUGGUCCUAAAGUGUGCCAGAAUACACAGUUCCACAAGACAUAUGUCUUCCAGAAUAGAUUCAUCAUCAAAUUUAGAAGUGAUUACUCGGACUUUGGUAGAGGGUUUAAGCUGCAUUACUCUGUUGGAGGGGAAGCACACGAAAACUGUUCGAUGACGUUUACCGCCAGUGAGGGUGAGAUUACCAGUCCUGGCUACCCUGGCACCACUAUCAGCUACCUUUACUGCACAUAUGUCAUCAUGGGUAAUGAGCAGAACCAGAGCAUUGCCAUAGACCUAAUCAAGCUGGACCUGGAAGCUACUUCCGACUGUUCCAACGACUGGCUCGUUAUAGAUGAUGGUCUUAAACUGUGCUACCACACAACGUUCCGUAAGACAUAUGUCUUCCGGGAUAGAUUCAUCAUCAAGUUUAGAACUCAGUUCAGAAGGCCUAGUAGAGUGUUUAAGAUGCAUUACUCUGUUGGCGUGGACGCACACGACAACUGCUCUUCCAUCCACUUAAAGACAUCUGGACAUAUAUCGACGCCAUGUUUCUCCUGCAACUGCACCUACAACAACUGCACCAACACCAUCAUAGGCAGUGGGAAGUUGCAAACACUUAUCCUGGACUUCGUCUCUCUCAACUACGCGACCAGCCCUAACUGUGAUCUCGGAUGGUUUACCAUAGAUGGAGGUCCAAAAAUAUGCACUUCAAAGCCCUUUCAAACAAUCUAUGCAUUUUUUGGCAGUGUAGAUAUCGUGACCCAUGGUGGAGAUCGAUCCGUAGGCUCUUGUGGUGGCUUUGUUGUCAACUACAUUGUUGAAGAUGUGGACAACAAUCUACUGACGUACACCACAAAUAGCGGCCGGUUGACCGGUCCAUUAUUUCCUGGAGCAGGUUCAUCAAAUCCCGUUACCUAUACCUAUAUCAUCAUUGGUCAUUUUCCCCGACAGAGACUCAUCUUAGACAUCACGCUCAGGUCUUCCUAUGGGGGAUGUUACUUUGCAAAACUGACUCUAAAUGGCACAGAGGAUCUGUAUGAUGCUGGACGAUAUAGCAGGGCAUAUUUGUCAGAGAAUAAUUUCACUUUAGAGUUCACUCCCAAUUAUGACGCAAGUUUUCUCGUUCACUAUGAGAAAGAAGACGUAAUAAAAGGUAACACUUAAAUCCUAUUCCAGUAGUCAAAAUGAUCAGUAAAUAUUAGGUUCAGCUCAAUAAAGUUUUAUUUUUUAUUCAAGAAAAAGAUUGAAAAGAUGUGAUUACUUCUUCAUUGACAUUUGAGAAUGUUUUUGUAUGUUUUUAAACAUUAUUUUCUAGAUAUUCUAAGUCAUAAUAUGCAAUUCAUUAUGAUGAAUAAAUGAAUUAAGUAAUUAAUUGUUGAGGAAUGAAUGAAUGAAUGAAUGAAUGAAUGAAUGAAUGAAUGUUGUGGAUUAGUAAGACAGGAUACAGAGCACAACCAGCCCAAGGUAGGUGUUGAUAUAAACCGGGUGUCCAUAGCAAAGAUGUUGAGACGGCAGUCACCACAGAAGGUAUAUGUACAUCUAUAUUUCAAUAUGUCCAUAUUUCUGUGCUAAUGCUUUUCCACCCUUAACACCAUUUCCUAUGCAGAUGUCAGAUCUUUGUGAUUAACGAUCUCUUUGUAACUUUACGCAUCUUCGUUCCUAUUCACAUCAGAGUUGUGCUUUGAUGCUUAUUGACGUUUUGUUUAUAUUUUGCUCGGAAACAGAUGUUUUCUUGACUGAUGUAUGUCAACAGCCGAAUAAUUAAUUUAGUUUUGUGACUUAUUGCCUUCUUUUCCAUGUUCUUACAAAUCAAACACGUAAGUAUGUUGUUAUUAUUCUAUAGAUCAAGAAAUUAUUUUUGUUUCUAAUCACAUAACCAUGUAAUAAUGAAGACGUAAAACAAUUUUAUAUCAUUUUAAUGACAAUUGUACACCCUAGUACGUACUGCAGCUUUCAGAUAUAUGAUGUAGUAGAGAGUCUCACUUCUUAAAUUCAUAUUACCGCGACUGUAUUCCAAUAACAAUAGAUAAAGCGAGACCUAGAGAGACUGUUGUUUCUCCAAAAUGAUAUUUACCUGUAUUAUUAUGAUUUGCAAAGGGUUACUAAACAUAAAAUACACAAUGCUGAUACUACUCUACAUCUGUGCACAUUGUUUGUUGUCUAGCUUAGGUUCCUCUUGAUGUGGAUGCAAGAUGUCAGACAAGGCCAGAUACUGGAAAAUUUGAGAAGCUUCUGAGAGGUGUUCAACUGAAAAGUCAAGUAGGGAAAAUACAGUUGGAGAUAAAUGUGAACCUGGGGCAACAUGGCGUGCCAUUGACAGGGAUGAAACCAAGAAAACACAGUCCUUGGAAUAGUAUAACGUGGAAUACACUCCUUUUGUUGAAUUAUUGAGUGUGAGAUGGGCUCAAAUCCGCUUUGAACAGUAUUCCAGUUACAUCACGGCGUGUCAGCUUGAUGUGGGAGGAUAUCCCAAAGUGCAGCAGGUCCUAGGUAUUAGCUAUUUUGGUGAAACCAACCAGUACAGGUGCUGACAAACCAAGAAACAUAAUCGCAAGGAAACUUGGAUUAGAACUCACGAUUCGCGAAUCCAGGUGCCUCAGACGAAUGGGCCACCCGUGGACCCUGAUAAUUAUUCAGCUUGGUUAGUAUAUGUAUCUGGUGGGAUUCAUCUGCAAGCUAUAGGGCCCGUGAAGAUCCAGGGUAGUAUAGGUCUUCAGCAAUCCAUUCUUGCAGUAAAAGGCGACUAUGCUUAUCGAAAGAGGCAACAAACGGGAACGGGUGGUCAGGCUCGCGACUUGGCUGAUACAUGUUAUCGUAUUCCAAUAGCGCGGAUUUAUGCCCAUGAUGUCAAUCACUGGAUUGUCUGGUUUAGACUCGAUUAUUUACAUACCGCAUCAUAUGGCUGGAACAUUGCGGUGUUAAACAACAAACAAACGAAAGCAAGCUAUAGUUUUCGUAUAUGACCUGUUUCUGUGUAGUGAUCUUUGAUUCAUAUCGUGUUAUUUGUGUAUUAUCCUACUUUUUUGUAAAUAAGCAGAAUGAACAAAGUAACAUAUUUUCAUUUUUUGUUUAAAUAGAUAGAAUACUGAUAAAACAAUGUGGUAUUU